This is a messenger RNA of Necator americanus (New World hookworm), 414 nucleotides long. RefSeq lists its product as uncharacterized. The record is from RefSeq and is a predicted model, not a curated record. NCBI's taxonomy places the organism in Eukaryota, Metazoa, Nematoda, Chromadorea, Rhabditida, Ancylostomatidae. The transcript has a single exon. Bases 1 to 414 code for a protein of 137 amino acids.
AUGCCAAAUACCAAAGAACUAAUAGUUAGACGAGAUGGUGCAGAACACAGUCCGAUCAAAAAUACACACAUGCUCCGUGCUGUGAUCUAUUUGUGCAGUAGACGGACUUACAGUAGAUAUCUGUGCGGUGGGACCUUCGCGCAACUCCUUCUCCGACUUGGAGCUGAGGACUCCCUUCAUGAAAGUGGUGCGCUUCGAAUCACCUGCCCAAGAGACAAGAGAUUGUCUAUCUCAGAUCGCAUAAAGAAAUAUAGUCAUCAAAAGACUUCCAGAAGAGCUGUUGAUGACUGCUUGUGCAGUCAGCGAUUGAGAAUUCGUGGUGGAAGAGUAAGCUCUUUCCGAUCUCGCGAAUCCUAUCCUACUGUUCCUCGUCUAUUCUCGGUUGGAAACGGUUAUGAUCAAAUUGGAGGCUGA